AUGUCGCGUCUCACUAAGCUAUCUUUGGUUUUCGCAUGCAUCGUCUUGCAAAUGACCGUGUCGAAUGCCAAAAUCGCGGUCUUUGACGAGUACUUGCGGAGGCAAGCUAACGAAUCGUACGCUGAGUCUUUGAAAGCAUUCAAUCCCCAUCCAGAGGAUCUAACCGAUGAAUUCAACGAGCUAGUUGGCGAGACCUUGAUAGGUGAAAACAUCACGAGGCGGCAACUGAGAGGCAACGGCUGCAAGGCCACGAACCCCAUCGAUCGAUGCUGGCGGUGCGACCCGAACUGGGCCAAGAAUCGGAAAAAGCUCGCCGAUUGCGCCCGUGGCUUCGGCCACGACACGCACGGCGGAAAGGACGGGCGGUACUACGUGGUCACCGACGCCUCGGACGACAGCGUGGACAACCCAAGGCCCGGGACCCUUCGCCACGCGGUCAUUCAGAAGGAGCCCCUAUGGAUCGUCUUCUCCCACAGCAUGGUGAUCAAGCUUCAACAAGAGCUGAUAAUGACGAGCCACAAGACAAUCGACGGGCGAGGCGUACAAGUACGCAUCGCUUACGGUGCAGGCAUCACGAUUCAAUUUGUCAAGAACAUCAUCAUCCACAACAUAUGGAUACACAACAUCGUGAAGGCCUCAGGUGGCAUGAUUCGGGACUCGGUCGACCACUUGGGGCUACGGACGCAGAGCGAUGGGGACGCCGUCAGCAUAUAUGGGUCGAGCCGCGUGUGGAUCGACCAUGUGUCGCUCUCCAAGGGGGUCGACGGGCUAAUCGACAUCAUCGAAGGAUCCACUGCCAUCACUAUCUCAAAUUGCAAGUUCAACCACCACAACGACGUGAUGCUGUUGGGGGCACACGACACUGACUCCAAGGACUCGAUCAUGCAAGUGACGAUCGCGUUCAACAGGUUCGGAAUAGGGUGCAUACAGAGGAUGCCACGUGUCAGGUGGGGAUACGCCCACGUCGUCAACAACGACUACUCCCAUUGGGAGUUAUACGCAAUUGGAGGUAGCGCGCACCCAACAAUCAUCAGCCAAGGUAACCGAUUCAAGGCUGCCGAUUACCAAUACACCAAAGAGGUGACCAAGAGAGAUUAUGCGACACCCGAGGAAUGGAAGAAGUGGCAAUGGCGGUCGGAAGGGGACUUGUUCACAAACGGGGCCUUCUUUACCGAGUCGGGCCCACCACUCGAACACAAAAAAAGCCCGUUGGCAGGGCAGAAUUUGAUCAAGUUCAAGCCAGGAUCAUAUGUGGGAAGGCUCACACGAGCUGCCGGGGCCAUCAACCACCGAGCCGUGAAAAUCAACCUCAAGCUUUCAGGCAAGUAUCGAUCGUGCUAUUUCGCCAAGCACCGGUAUUCCGGCGAACAACGCCUUCUCGAAAGGGAGGAGCAUCCGCUCCCCGAGGCUUCGAUCGUCAUCCCUCUCGACCUUUUGGACUCGACAAACGAAAAAGCCCAAGAGCCUUCGAACGCGGGCUGGCCCGGCCCGACCUUAAAGCACGAACAGUUGAUCCGGUCCGCGUUGAAAAAGGCCCAGUUCGAAUCUUUCGGGCUGUUGAGGAGCCGGCCUAGAUCGGUUGACCUUUACUUUCGAGUCAACGUGAGUCGAAACGUGCUCAUUUCUUACGGCGACCGGUGGAAUUCCGAGGGUGAUGAUGUCGAGGAAGAGGGUCAUGAUGAUGUCAUCAUGGUUCGCGCUUCGGAAUCGUCGAUCGGGAGAUUGAAGGAGUUGGUGGUGUCGGAGGAUGGGCCGGGAUGCUCGAUUUGCAUGGAGGACAUUUUUUGCGGGUCCCGCGGCUCGGUUAUGCCGUGCCGCCAUGUGUUUCACCGGGAUUGGACCGAGAGGUGGCUCCGGACGAGCCAUUAUUGUCGGUUUGCCGGUUUGAGAUGCCGACAUAUUAGGUUUUUCAGGUUUUAA
Messenger RNA from Striga hermonthica, 1920 nucleotides. The record is from the annotation of a GenBank genome assembly. NCBI's taxonomy places the organism in Eukaryota, Viridiplantae, Streptophyta, Magnoliopsida, Lamiales, Orobanchaceae.